This is a messenger RNA of Dracunculus medinensis (Guinea worm), 1320 nucleotides long. NCBI's taxonomy places the organism in Eukaryota, Metazoa, Nematoda, Chromadorea, Rhabditida, Dracunculidae. The record is from the annotation of a GenBank genome assembly.
GUGCAAAGUCUACGCGAUCAAUUACGCGAUACUACGUCAAGGCUUGGUGAAACUCGUACGGAGAAUGAGCGCCUACGAUGCUUAUUUAUGAGUAGCGAUGUAGAUAAAGUCCUAUCAGUUAUCAGUAAAACGAUUUCUAUUAUUCCAAUUGUCAAAGUUAAUGCGGCGCAAGGAUUGUCACAACUUCGAAAAAGUUUAUCCGCUGCGGAACAAGAUGUAAUUAGAAGGCAAGAAGAAAUGGAAACUUUAAGACAACAACUAGCCACUCCAACUAUAGAAGUCGAAACUAGUGGUAAUUGGUAUGGUUUUUUUUUUUUGUCUAUUUAUGGUACUUUUGUCUAUUUAUGUCCAAAACAACUUUCUGAUCGACUAAUAUCAUUGCUGAAAAUACAAGUGGGUGCAUUAUCAAAAUUUGUACAUAGUCGUACUGGUGAUAUAAAAUUAGUACAUUUACGUAAUCUAACCGAUGCACUCAUUUGUACCGUUGCUCAUCUCGAUGCAUCGUGUCAACCUAUAAAUCUAAACGCGAUUAGUGAUGCGUUAGAUCAAGUUCUUACCGCAUAUCAAAAGGAUUUUGUUAAUAUCACAAGGCAAAGCGUUUGUGAUCCUGUCAGGAGUGAUAGUACAAUUGAGAAUGAAAUUCAAGAAAUUAAGAUCGCGCAUAAAAAGGAAAUAGAAUCGCUAAGGCAUCAAUACGAGCGACAAGUGAAAAUUCUUCGCGAGCGAAUAGAAUAUGAAGAAAUGAGAAGGAAGAAGGCUGUGGAGGAUCUUCAAACUUUAAAUGCAAUGAAUGACCAUUCAUUAACGGCUUUGAAGCGAACUCAAGAGGAAAUUCUCGCCGAACAACGUCAAAAUUUCGAGGAACAAAUUGCUAUGUUAAAAGAAGAGCAUUCAGCGGAAUUGAAUGAAGAAAAAGAAGCGACCAGAUUGGCAUUAGAUGCGGUACAGCGUUCUCAUGAAGUCGAAGUAAAGAAUAUGGCUGAGAAAUUGCGAAAUUUAGGUGCAGCACUAGCAACGUACCAGGCGAGUACAUCUACUGAGCAACCAAAAUGUCUUGAAAAUUCUCAACUUGAUGAGAAGAUGGCAUUAUUGUUGGCCGAUAAGGAGAAUCAUUCAUUAUUAAGUGAUAUGGAAGUACAAAAUCAUGGACUUCAUCAAGAACUACGAAAAAAAGACUCAAUUAUCGACGAAUUGCGGCAAAGGAUUCAAGUGCUUGAAAAUCAAAUUGCAGAAUUGAAUAAAAAUUAUGAAAAGGAAAAAACCAAAGGUAUUUUUUCAUUAGGUUUACUUAAAUUUAUCGGCCUUUCAAAAGAAGGCUAA